UACGCUUCAUUGGAUAUGCGUAAAUACCCCGCGUGUGUAAUCGACGAACCCUUUUAUUGGGUUUGUUGACAAUACGGUUACACAUACAUGCUUUUAUUAGUUAUACCAACCACGCCCGCGUAAGUUUCUUUAUCGAGUUGUUCAUCAGUAAUUAAGCUUCUUGGAUUUAGGCUAUUUUCAUCACUAGUUGAGUGUCAAGAAUAAUAUCAAAAUGGUGGACGGUUGUGGUCUAAAUUGUAUGAAAUACUUGCUUUUUGUGUUCAACUUUAUAAUAUGGCUCGGUGGCCUUGGCUUACUUGCUCUUGGUAUAAUCCUAUACUUCGGAAUUGAAGACUGGAUUCCUAUUGAAGAUUUAGCGAUGAUACUGGACAACGACCUCUUACGGAGCAGCGCCUUCAUUCUCAUUGGAGCAGGUGCUCUCGUCUUUCUCCUCGCUUUCUGCGGAUGUUGCGGCGCCAUAAUGGAAAGCAAGUGCCUCUUAGUCCUUUUGGAUUGCUGUGGGUUUGUAAAUGGAGGAGACUACGACAACGAACAGAAUGCUGAUGUAUAUUCUAUGUAUCAGUUUAACAGCAAAAAACAGGACCCAGGAUUCCCCAACUUCCCAGAGAGCUGCUGUGUGGGAGCUAAAGACUCUGACUAUACAGCUUCUGACCCUACGCUAUGUAGAAAUGAAUGGGACGCAGACCCUACAGGCAAGAACGCAAAAUAUUACCAUGGCGAGGGUUGCAAAUCAAAAGUAAAAAGUUUAGUUGAUGACUAUAUUAUUUGGAUUGGAGCUGGUGCCAUUGGAGUUGCCUGUGUAGAGCUGUUCUGUAUGCUGUUUGCGAUAUGUUUGUGCCGAAAUGUUGACGACACAGAAUAAAUAAAAUCAAUACAUGCUGAAUCGGUAGCAUAAAUGCUGCGUCUGUAAGAGCCUUCGUUACGCAGCGUUAGUCAAGGGGUAUACUCUUCUAUCAGUUCUACUUGAAAACGAAGUCAUUUCUGUAGCAGACAUUUUACUAUCUUUACAUUUAAAUGACAUAUUGGGUUUUUUUUUAGACUUUCCUAUAAAAUGUAUAAAUAGCAUGCUUAGUAUGUAAAUAUAUAUAUUUGGUUGAAAGUAAGUGGUAUAAAUUUCUGUAUAUAUAUUGUUUGAGCCACCAAAUUUUUUAUUAAAAGUUAAUGUCAGUAACAAGGGUAAGAGCAUAUGAGACUGUUAUCAUGACAAAGUUUAGUUUGAGUAACAUAGUAAACAUUUGACCAAUCAGAAGGCUUGUGUUGAGUAAAUAUAUUUAGGACUGCCAAAACAAGCAAUGUCACAAAAAUAUAUUUCUGUUGCCAGUGCAAAUGUUAUAUAAAUGGGAAGCAUUUCAUGUCGCUGUUUCAUACCUCAAAACAUAUCUAUGAAAUACGUAAAUGGACGUGCAGUAUUGUAAAACACUAGCUCUUGGAACAAAAUGCCAAUAUGCAGUUUUGAUGUUAUAAACUUGUAAUAAAAAUAUUCGUGUUGGUAUUAACUAUUUAUUAGUUUUACUUCUUAUCCUGACAAAAUACUGAUGUUAAAUUAAAAAUUGAUAAGAUAACCUUUCUCUUUGAGAGUAUGGUAUCAAAAUGAAAUCAGAAUUAUUAAGCCAAAGUUGGAGGGCCCACUAUUAAGUCCCAACAAUUGGCAUAUUUUCAAUCUUGAAUUUUGAAUUGUAGAUGAAGUUAGUAUUUUAGUAAUAUGAGCAAUAUAUUAUAUUUGUAUAUUUUGGUAAAAAUUGUCCAGAUUUGGUGAUGGUUAUUUUCUGUCGUUUAGUUAUGUAGAAUUUCAUAUACUAUGUAGUCAUUCCAGUGUUGUUUGUAGAAUUGUAAUAUUAAUUUUGGCUGAAUUUUUACAUGUUCUUAAUAUUGAUCGAUUCUGAACCAUAUGUAUUUAUGCUUAUAUCAGCAAAGACCUUGUUUAAAUAUGUUUUAGCAUCGUGACUUGGUUAGUAAUUAUGAAGUGGUUAGUAACUUAGACCUGGUUAGUAAUUAUGACUUGGUUAGUAAUUAUUACUUAAUAAUUAUGACUUUGUUAGUUAUGACUUGGUUGGUAAUUAUGACUUGGUUAUUAUUACUUGACUUGGUUGGUUAUUAUGACUUGGUUUAGUAACUUUGACUUGUUAGUAAUUAUUUGACUUGGUUGGUAAUUAUGACUUGGUUUAGUAACUUUGACUUGGUUAGUAAUUAUGACUUGGUUUGUAAUUAUGACUUGGUUAGGAACUUAAACUUUGUUAGUAAUUAUGAUUUGGUUAGUAGUUAUGUCUUUGUUAGUAAUUAUCAAUGGUAUUAUUUUUAUAGUUUUCCUGUUUUUAAUUUUUCAGAUUAUGUCUUAAAACACCUGUCUGUUUCGAUUUAUACUCUAGAAGUUAUCUUCAAUCCCAUAAUAUACUGUGGAUAAAGUAAACCUAAUCUAUUUCUUAUCUAAGAAAAAUGUAUACAUGUAUAUUGACAUUUUUCAAAACUAUUAAGAUUUAUAUAUAAUAAUUUUUGCAAAAUUAAACAUUCAUUGAGAACAUUAGUCAUAAAUGGAACUUCUUGGCCUCAUAGUUGUUAGUAUAUACAAUAACUGAUUUGAGAUUUAAUGCAAAUGAAGGCCGAUUCCUAUUUUCUUAAUUAACAAUUACCUAACCACAGAAACAAGUGAUUCUUAUAGCCAUGUUCUCAUAUAUAUUUAACUAUCAAUAGUUUUAGAAACUGGAAAGAAAAACCUGACUUGCUUGUUUUUAAUUAUCUUUAUAAUAUGUAGUGUUUUUCAAACUAUUUUUGUGAUAAAGUGUUUUUUAUAUAAACUGUUAUUUUUCUUUCUUUUUAUUUAUUUGUAAAAUUGUGUGGUCUUCAAUUCUAUUUUUCUAUCAAACUUCUGGUUCAUUCAGACAACGGUGAAUAAAGGUUCUAUUUACAAUA
Anneissia japonica is the source of this 2907-nucleotide messenger RNA. Its product is annotated as tetraspanin-18-like. NCBI's taxonomy places the organism in Eukaryota, Metazoa, Echinodermata, Crinoidea, Comatulida, Comatulidae. The record is from RefSeq and is a predicted model, not a curated record. Gene Ontology annotation, cellular component: membrane.